GCCUUUCAAAACACACCCAUUUUUCUGCUUCGCCCCGCUCCCUCUCUCAAUGACAGUAGUCAGUAGCGUCUCCUUCCGCCCCACCCUUCGGUUUUGACCUCAGGUUGAGCGGUUGCCGAUCACCUGUCGCUUCCAUGGCGAGGCCCGCAUCUACUCCCGAUGAUCUCCGCCCGGGGACGACCCAAGCUCCACCCGUGAGUGGCUCCAGGACUGCAAGCCCUGCAAUUCCGAUAACCGGCCUAUGGAAGAAGGGACAGAUGAAGCCAACAACACCGGACAGCAGUUCACUCUCCCUACCCCAGUGGGAGCACAGCAGAGGACGAGCCCACACAAAGAUCCCACAAGAAAGCUGCCGAUUGCUCAUAUUAUAGCCUUAAAGAAGUUUGACAACGGAAGCGUGGAGUGGGGGACGAACAGGAUGGAAUCCAGCCUCCAGGCCAUGGAUUACGACAACGGAUCCAUCAUCGUUUUGGAGGCAGGCUAUUACUAUGUGUACUCCCAAGUCUCGUUCGUGGGGCCCAGCUGCAAUAACACCUCAGAGGUCCUGGAGAGUAAAGUUCUGUACCAGCAGCAUUCUAGCCACAAAGUCCUGGAACUCAUGGAGGCAACCCAGUCAGCCUGCGAGGGGUCCAACAAAAAGAGAUGGUACCAGUCGAUCCGGCAGGGCGGCGUCUUCCAGCUGGGCAAAGGCACGUCCCUUUCCCUGAAGAUCAGUCCCCUAGACAGGGCUGAAACGGAAUACCACAAGACCUAUUUCGGAGCUUUCAAAGUCCAGUGAUUGCCUCUGUGGGCCGAGAGGUGGGUAAGGAGAGAGGAGACGCUGGCUCCAUUAAAACACAGCCCCUUACCCAUCCCAGGCCCCAUGCUCCAAGUGAACAUUGAUGAAGGACUGCCCCUUCGAGGGGCUAAUUUGCAAAUUAUGAUCUUCCCCCAACCAACCCCCUUGUACAUUGAAUCUCAAAGACCGGCUGGUUUUGGAGUUCCCGCCGCUUUUUAAGGGGGUGGCAGUGUUGGGGGCGGGGAGAAGGUAGUUUCCGUAGAGAGUGUAAAUACCGCCGCCUCUUCAUCCCACCAGCGUUCCGCCAUUGAAGUGGGGUUAAAGCUGGGAUGAUCUCCGGCUUGUUGGAAAAGAUGUGGGAAAGUCACUGAGGAUCGGGUUCGGGAGAAAGUGGUGAGGGGUGGGGGCAGGGCGUCACCACUCUCUUCGGAUCGGCGGCUGAUCCUCCGGCACACCGACUCUGCACUUUCUGUGGGGAGGGGGAGUGAAAGGGUUCUCGCCGCUCGGAAUGAAGGGGACUUAUAAACUUCUCUCCAGGGCGAGGACGGUUGAGGACCCAAGAUAUCCGGGGCUGCGGGACAAGGGCUGUGACUGAGAGCGCUCAGGGAGCUUCCGAGCGGGGCUUUGACCAUAAAGCAUAUGAGCAGAUUUAGGCUAUCCAGCCGUGGCCUUUUGGAUACGUUCUAACAUGGAGCAAAACUGCCCAGCAUUUUCCUGCAUCCCAGGAAUCCAUGCUGGGAAGGAAUGUCUGGUUUAGGAACCGAACCUACUCAGUCGAUCAGGCCCCGUGGAGAGGCAAUUCCUAAGAAUUAUUCAAGUCGAUGUGCCUCUGUUACAAUUCUCCAAAGGUGACUUCAAUGCCUGAUAGAGGUGAAUAAGCUGAUGAGAGGCAUUGAUCGUGAGAGACAGAGGAUUUUUCCUGGGGCUGAAAUGGCUAACACGAGAGGGCACAGUUUUAAGGUGCUUGGAAGCAGGUACAGAGGAGAUGACAGGGGCAAGUUUUUUUAACUCAGGGAGUGGUGAGUGCAUUGAAUGGGCUGCUGACGGUGGUGGGGGAGGAGGCAGAUAUGAUGGGGUCUUUUCAGAGACUCCUGGAUAGGUACAUGGAGCUUAGAAAAAUAGAGGGCUAUGUAUAACCCUCAGUAACUUCUAAAGUAAUUCCAUGUUCGGCACAGUAUUGUGGGCCGAAGGGCCUGUGUUGUGCUGUAGGUUUUCUAUGCUUCUAAUCCCAAGGCAGUUCCCUACCUUAGACUGUUCCCGCUUGAGUCACGAACAUGGGGUCGGGAUAAGGGGUCUGUCUUUUGAAAACAGGGACGUGCGGAAAUAUCUCUCGAGGUAGUGAGGCUCUGAGAUUCUCUGCCUCCGAGGCAGAGCAAGUAGGGAAUCGUUGGAUAGAUUAAAGGAGGAGACAUAAAUUCUUUAUCCAUUGUGGAAUCGAGCAUGAGUGGGGAGCUAGCAGGUAAAAUAGUUGAGGAGAGCGAAAAAAGAACAAGUAAAAGGGGUCGCGGACACAGGGACCUGUAUUAAAUUAAAACACACUAAAAAUCUCAACGGGCCGAGCAGUAUCUAUGGAGGCAAAAGGCACGUCCACAUUUCACGUUGCGAUCCCAUAUCAGGAAAACAGUCAUGAUCACUUUGGAUGGCAGGGCAGGUUUGAGAGCCUACUCCUGAAUGUACUGACCGGAGCUUCUGAAAUAUCACCUCUCCACAGAGGCUGGCUGACCGGCUGAGUGUUACCAGUGUUUUCUGAAUUUAUUUCAGGUUUCAAUGAAUUGCCUCCAGGAGGCAAGAGCACUUUAGGAUGGGGCUCAGCCCCCGCGCCCCCCACCUCAAACGAGUGUCUAUGGUUGAGUUUGGGAAAUGGUCUGAGUGGGAUUACUCUGAAUAAUCGGCCGAAGGGUCGUUCUUCAUGGGUAAACAAAACUAAUUGGACAGGCUGUGGUGGGAAGCCGGUGCCAUUGGAAAGGAGACUCCAGGACUGAAUGCAGUCUCAUGGUCAAUGCUUGCUGCUAGUGUUCUGAAAUUUAGUGCCUUUAUUUAUUAAAUGCGUGCUUUUGAUCUAACUUAUUUUAACAGAUAUUUUCGGGUGUUAAAAAUUUGGUGAUGGGAUGUUGUGUUAGAGACAGAGCGAAUUUCGCUGUGACACUGGGAAACUGCGUUUAGGAUUUUUUUUGCACAGGGGAUUCGUGUUGGCGGAUCUCCAUCCCUCAGGGUCAAUAAAGAGGA
Messenger RNA from Hypanus sabinus (Atlantic stingray), 3004 nucleotides. Its product is annotated as tumor necrosis factor-like. Bases 242 to 778 code for a protein of 178 amino acids. Gene Ontology annotation, molecular function: tumor necrosis factor receptor binding. The transcript has 5 exons. Gene Ontology annotation, biological process: immune response. Gene Ontology annotation, cellular component: membrane. Lineage: Eukaryota; Metazoa; Chordata; Chondrichthyes; Myliobatiformes; Dasyatidae. The record is from RefSeq and is a predicted model, not a curated record.